Molecule: messenger RNA, 3160 nt
Organism: Leptopilina heterotoma
Lineage: Eukaryota; Metazoa; Arthropoda; Insecta; Hymenoptera; Figitidae
Product: putative fatty acyl-CoA reductase CG5065
Exons: 7
Coding region: 238-1743 (501 amino acids)
Biological process (GO): long-chain fatty-acyl-CoA metabolic process
Cellular component (GO): peroxisome
Molecular function (GO): alcohol-forming very long-chain fatty acyl-CoA reductase (NADP+) activity
Source: RefSeq, a predicted model, not a curated record
CGCAUUCAAUGUGUUUAUACACAACUUGAUUCGAGUCUACAAUAUUCUUUUAAAGUGCAAUUCACCAACUAUGCAACGAGAGAGGAACAUUUUUAUUUCAAAAUCAAAACAUUUAAGAAAAAAAAAAUGAUUUUAAUUACAUAUCAAAGGGAGCAAGGCUAAUGGUUUCUUGUAAUUCACAAGUCAAGCCUGUAAAUAUAAAUUCACCAGCAGUUCAAUAAUUUCCGUCAAAAAUAAAUGUAUCAAAUCAUGGAACCAACAAUACCAGAAUGGUUCCGGGACAGAAAUGUUUUGGUGACGGGAGCCACGGGAUUUAUGGGAAAAGUUUUAGUUGCCAAAUUACUUCUAACUUGUCCGGAAAUUGGGAAAAUUUUUAUCCUGAUACGAGAGAAAAAGGAUGUUAGUCCUCAGAACAGACUAAAACAUCUUUUACAACAAGAACCAUUUAGAAUACUGUCGGAGAAUCAUCCGGAGAGACUGAAAAAAAUUAUUGUUGUUAAUGGCGAUACAACAAUUGAAGGACUCGGUUUAUCACUUAAUGAUAAAAAUCUCUUAAUUCAAGAUGUCUCGGUAACUUUUCACAUGGCCGCAAAUGUCAGAUUUGAUCUUCCUUUGAAAACUGCUGUUAAUUUAAACACGAGAGGAACGGCUAAUGUUUUAAAAGUCGUAAAACAGUUCAAAAAAUUGUCUUCAUUCAUUCACGUAUCAACAGCCUAUUGCCAAUGUGGAGAAGAAAUUUUAGAAGAACGUGCCUACCCAACAUCAAUUUUACCGGAAAAAGUAUUCACUCUUAUCGAUACAAUGGACGACAAUAUUUUGGAAGCAUUGACUCCGAAAUUAUUAGGAGAUCAACCAAACACUUACGCCUUUAGUAAGUCUUUAAGCGAGGCUCUCGUGUCUAAAUCUGGCAUACCUACAGGAGUCGCUCGUCCCUCCAUCGUGACUGCCUCUUGGAAGGAACCAGCUCCAGGCUGGGUGGACAAUAUGAAUGGACCAACUGGUUUAAUGAUAGGAGCUGGCAAAGGCGUAAUUCGUUCGAUGCUCUGCAAUCCCGACUAUCUCACUGAUAUUAUGCCCUGUGAUUUGGUGGUUAAUGCGACAAUUACACUCGCGUGGAAAGUUGGCAUUGAACAACCAACUGAACCAAUUUUCAUGAAUAUCACUGAAAGCGGAAAAAAUCCAAUUUCCUGGAGGUUCGCUCUCGAUACCGGCAGAAAACACGCUCUUGAGAAUCCAUUCUCAGGGCCUUUGUGGUAUCCUGGAGGCGGAUUUACAACUUCAAAAAUCGUUCACUGGUUCUCUGUAUUAUUUCUCCAUAUAAUCCCGGCUUAUUUACUCGAUACUUUAUUAUAUGUCACUGGGAAUAAACCAUUUCUGGUAAAAGUACAAAAUCGAGUCACUACAGGUCUUGACCUACUACAAUAUUACACGACAAAGGAAUGGACUUUUAGGAACGACAUGAUGAAGAAUUUGGAGAACAGUUUAAGUUCAUCUGACAGAGAGACGUUUUUUAUGAACACCAAGGCUAUUUGUUGGAAUGAAUACAUAUUAGCUUACAUCCUGGGCACUAGAAAGUAUUGUUUAAAAGACGAUCCUUCAACUUUGCCUCGUGCACGACGUGUUUUUGCCUAUUUAUAUGUCGCAGACUUGUGCCUUAGGAUAUUUUUUGGAAUUUUAAUCGUCUGGUUCAUCUACUCCUGGAUGGUGCCAUUUAAAACUCUAAUGGAAGUCCGAGAAAUUUGAAUCUUUCAUUAUUAAUUUUAAUAUUUCUCACGUUAACUAUAAACAUAAACGGCGGUAAAUUCUUAUUUAGAAAAAAAAUCUUGAAUAUUUCUGUAAAAAUCCUUUUUUUUAAAUUCGCAUUUCGCGAAUAAAAACUAAAUCAGUAAAUUUAUUUUUUUGUCGAGUAUUCUUUUUUGCAAUUUUUCGAUCUAACGAUUUAUUUUUUCAAAACAAUUUACUUUACAAUAUAGUUAAAGUUGAAUAUACUGCAAAAAAAGUGAAUAAAAUUAAUAUCAAGCGUUUACGAAAUUGUGUUCAAGGUAUUUUUUUUUCUCCUUUUUCAGUUACUGCACACAUUAAAAAAAUGAAGUAAUACAUUUUAGAAAGUUCGUUAUUUUAUUUUUUAAAGAUAUUUUACUUAAUAAAAAUUUGACUGAUGUUAGGAAUAACGUGAAAGUGUAUAUAGAUGUUGGUGUAAGAAAAGAAGAGAGAAAAAAAAAAUUCAGAAGAAGUGUUACCAAGAAGUGAGAUUUCAACAUAAUUACGUUGUUCAAUGAUCACAAAUCAUUCGAGAAGCUAUAUGAUGAUGAGCCUUAAUUUACAUCAUUCCGAAUUCAAUGCAAUUUUACUUUGCCUCUUUUUUUCCCCUACUACUCUUAUGAAUAAUUAUUUGACGCAAGUGACACUUCUUCAUGGCGCAUGGAAAAUAAUUCGCAUUGCAGAAAAAAAAUACAAAACUCGGCUUCGGAAUAAUAAUGAAUGGAUAAUCAUAUUCCUGUAGUAACUAAAAAUUUGAAAUAUAAUGCGGUAAUUUUUAAUAGAAAAAAAUUACGAAACUCUGAGUUUAAUUAGGCGAAUACUUUGAUUUGUUUGGAAGAAAUUAGUAUGGAGAUAUUUUUCGAAAAAAUGUAAAGUAAAAAAGAAAAAAAGAGUAAAAAAGUAAUAAAAAGUAAAAGGGAGUAAAAAAAGUAAAAAAUGGAGUAAAAAAAAUAAAAAAAAAUAAAAGAAAAGUAAAAAAGUAAAGUAGGAGAAAAAAAUAAAAAUAAGAGAAAAGUAAAAAUAGGAAAAAAUAGUGUAUAAAAUAUUGCGAGGGGAAUGAAAGAGAAAAAUUGAUAGAUUACGAUGUAAGUUGCAGGCAUCCUGAAAUGUCGAAAUUUUAGUGACUAGCUUUAUCUAGUGUAUACACUCACUCGAUAGUAUCUAGCCAGUUUACUUACUUACACUCAUUCACUAUUACUCUUAUACUCUCACUCUUUGCUCGACUCGAGUGGUUUAAGUCGUAGCAGCGCACGAAAGUUUUCUUGCAUCAUCGAUAUAUAGAGGUCGAAAUGUUUCGCUCUAAGGAUAUAUAUAGUAAAAAUGUAAUUUACAAUGUCCUGUCAUGAGAAAUGGCACCUGCAAAAUAUAUACAUAUAUAUAAAACUUACUGCCAAUUGAA